GCGCCGCGUGCCCUCGACAAUGAGCCGGCUGAUGCUGGGCCGCACUCUGGAGCGGGUCUGCAAAGCUGUGCUGCUGCUCUGCCUCGUACACUUCCUCAUCAUGAUGAUCCUCUACUUUGACGUCUACAGCCAGCGCUUUGACAUCUUCAGCCGUUUCAACAAUGGCCGUGGCGCCAAUGCGUCACGCUGGCCGCACCAUUCCUACUACAACUACUCCAGCACCAGGCCCAAUGCCACCUUUGCCAGCUAUGUACCCGCCUCAGAACAGCUGCCACUCAGCGGCAAGCCUGAGCUCAAUCGCACACACCCAACUCCCAAGCCUAUUCCUCCUUGCCCAGAGGUACCACCUGGACUGGUGGGACGUCUCCUGAUUGAGUUCAGCUCUCUGAUGAGCAUGGAAAGGGUGCAGAGGGAAAAUCCCAAUGUGACAGAAGGGGGCAAAUACACACCACCAGACUGUCGGCCGAAGCAAAAAGUAGCCAUUAUCAUUCCAUUUCGGCACAGAGAACACCACCUGAAAUACUGGCUCCAUUACCUGCACCCCAUCCUUCGGCGGCAGAAGAUCGACUAUGGGAUCUACAUCGUCAACCAGCUUGGUGAGGACACAUUCAACCGGGCCAAGCUGCUAAACGUGGGCUACACAGAGGCUCUAAAGGAUGCCGAGUAUGAUUGCUUCAUCUUCAGUGAUGUGGACCUGAUCCCCAUGGACGACCGCAACCUGUACCACUGCUACGACCAGCCGCGCCACUUCGCCAUCGCCAUGGACAAGUUCGGCUUCAGGUUACCGUAUGCAGGAUAUUUUGGAGGAGUUUCUGGCUUGAGUAAGAAGCAAUUCCUCAAAAUCAACGGCUUCCCCAAUGAGUACUGGGGAUGGGGAGGAGAGGACGAUGACAUCUACAACAGGAUCACACUGAACGGGAUGAAGGUGUCUCGGCCAGAUGUGAGGAUCGGCCGCUACAGGAUGAUUAAGCACGAAAGGGACAAGCACAAUGAGCCCAAUCCCCAGAGGUUCAAUAAAAUCCAGAAUACAAAGAACACCAUGAGGAAGGAUGGCAUCAGCUCACUGACAUAUCGUCUGGUCUCCAUUAAAAAGUACCCGCUCUACACUAACAUCUCAGUGGAGAUUGGGAAACCUCCUCCCAGACCACUCAGAGGAUAGACCACGGCCAGGUCCUCACUCACUCACACACACACACACACACACACAAAGACACACUUAUAUUAUAUA
Molecule: messenger RNA, 1228 nt
Organism: Neoarius graeffei (lesser salmon catfish)
Lineage: Eukaryota; Metazoa; Chordata; Actinopteri; Siluriformes; Ariidae
Gene: b4galt2
Product: UDP-Gal:betaGlcNAc beta 1,4- galactosyltransferase, polypeptide 2
Exons: 6
Coding region: 20-1159 (379 amino acids)
Biological process (GO): carbohydrate metabolic process
Molecular function (GO): glycosyltransferase activity
Source: RefSeq, a predicted model, not a curated record